AUGGGCCAGGCCCGCAGAGGCAUUAAAAAGGCUGCUUCUAAAGCCAAGAACAUGCGAACCCAUUUCUAUGGUCGUGAAAAGACUCUCUGUAAGCGGUACGUUUCUCCUUUUUCCAAGCAGAAGUGGUUGAUUGUUGACUUCUUCUCAGAAUGGGGAGAUAUACCAAACUAG
Messenger RNA from Fusarium odoratissimum NRRL 54006, 171 nucleotides. RefSeq lists its product as uncharacterized. The transcript has a single exon. The coding region runs from base 1 to 171 and encodes 56 amino acids. The record is from RefSeq and is a predicted model, not a curated record. NCBI's taxonomy places the organism in Eukaryota, Fungi, Ascomycota, Sordariomycetes, Hypocreales, Nectriaceae.